This is a messenger RNA of Cuscuta campestris, 876 nucleotides long. The record is from the annotation of a GenBank genome assembly. NCBI's taxonomy places the organism in Eukaryota, Viridiplantae, Streptophyta, Magnoliopsida, Solanales, Convolvulaceae.
UAUCAGAAUGGUUCAUAUGUGAAAAGAACAAGCCCUGAAAUGCAAGACGAUUAUUAAUCAAUAAUCACGACAAAUAGAUAGAUGAUGUGUGGAAAAAAGUAAUUAAACAAGUAGUAGAAUGAAUAGAGAAUGAUGGAGAAACUUGAGGGAGUACCCGGGCCAGAAUAUUUAAAUUCAAAGUUCCAAAUUAGUGUGUGUUAGUUGGAAGAUGAAAGAUGGAGAGGGACGGUAAAAGGAGUAUGGAAGGCCCUGCGGAGAAACUUCCUCUUGAGGUUAUUGGGGAUAUACUGUCUCGUGUACGAAUUGCACGAGAUAUGAUCAGAGCUUCUGUAACUUGUCGUAGGUGGCGAGAGGCCUAUGUCAAACACCUUCAUACUCUUUCAUUCAAUGAUUUUGAUGAUCGUGUCUACCACGAGCUUCCUACUUGUGACUUGGAAGUGUUGAUCACGACGACCAUUUUUCAAACACCCGCUUUGCGAAAAUUAUGCAUUCAAAUAGAUGACAAGCACGAGUUUUCGGCUGGUUCAGUUGUGGGCUUCUCUUCUUUGGAGAAUGUGGGGGUCUUGGAGAUUGGAUGUGAAGCUCUUGACGGCUUCUGGGAAUGGGCAGAGAAGGUUUUGAGACGUUGCCCAAAUGUUAGGAAGUUGAUCAUCCGUAUGAUUAUUGAAAAAUACAAACAUUUAUGGGGUCCCAUGGACUAUAAUGCCACUACCAACUCAUCAAGGAAUAAAAUGUUGAGGAAGUAUCACUGCGAGGAUUUAGCUGAGCGAACCUCAUCGGCGGUUGAAAUGAUGAGAAAGUAUCCACAUCUACGAGUGGAGUUUGUGUAUGUGUAUCAGUCUGAUCGGUGAGGGUGGCCGGCAAACAGGAAUGGUU